UCCAUGGUUUUGUUUGAACUAGCACGCUAUCAAAUAGCACGUGUAUCCGGGUUGUUGGCUUUGAGCAUGCUUACCUAUAAAAGAGCAUACUUAAAACUACCAUGCUUAUUGCAAACAAGUGCAGUUCAUGCAUGCUCAUAUUAAACAUACUUAUUAACCUUUCGUAUGUGCCUGUCAAAAAUUUGCCAUUUAUUUAGCAACUAUGACAUCUUCUUGUUUACUCGUAGGUUGAAUUUCGUUGAAUAUAUAUGGAGCAGAUCUGCUCCUAAGAAUACCAAAGGUUAAGCAAGCUUUUUGCCAUUCUACGAGUAUUGUGAAGCAUGUGUAAAAGUAUCGUAAUGUAAAUGUUGUAUUGACUUGACAACUCUUGAGGCCUACUUGCGUACGGAAGGUGGAGGUAAGGAAAUAAAUCUCCAUGUACCAAAAAGUGUCAUCAAAAAACCAUAAAUAUGUGGCGCUACAAUACCUAGAAUUCUUGAACAAAAAAAUCAAAUCAUAGAUAGCGCACUUCACUCCGUCAAUAGCGCCUAGGUUCUUAGCUACUCUAGCGCUACUCUGGAGAGAUUUGGACCUAUUAUUUAUAGCUGACAGCUGGACACUUUUGCAACAGUUCUACUAUGGAGUGUGGAAUUAAGAGGAGUGCCAUCUCUUAGUUAAAGUUUUUUUGUUCAAGUACUCUAGGUAUUGUGGCGCCACCUAUUUAAGGUUUUUUGAUGACACUUUUUGGUACAUGGAGAUUUAUUUCCUUACCUCCACCUUCCGUAAGUUCUACCAUAAGAAAUGUCACUCCUCCAUAUACUUGCGGAAUAAAAUUUAUGGCAAUUGAUUUUUUUAAUUUUAUUAAAACUUAAAAUAAUAUAUUUUGUAAUCUCCCGUCAUGUCAUUGUCACGCUAAUGUCAUAAGCAAAUAUGUUUUAUUUAUUGCUUUAGUAAUAAUAUUUUCAGUUUUAGAGCUUCUUUACACCAGAAAAUGUUAAUUAGAUAAUUUAAGAAAUCGUACAGUGUUGUUUGUGAUUUGUUUAUUCGGUUAUUAUUGAUCAUUCGGUGGCGUUGGCGUCGCAUAUCUCCUGCAGACGAUGGGAGGAGGGAACGAACCAGCAGCACCACCGCCAACGACGACGACGACGACCACCACAACCCCGAAGCCCGACUGGACGCUCGUGUGGCACUUCUUCUUCUUCGACUUCGACCGCCCCGGAGGCACCAUCUUCAUCGCCGGCAUUAGCAUCGAGAAGGAGGUGUUGUACGACAUCUGGAUCUGGUACUCGACCGUGUACUUGCCGGUGAUGCUGAUCAUCAUGUGCAUCGUGCUGACAGCGUCCAUAUGGGCCAUGGACUUCAAGCCCCUGCGUGCCAUCUUCGCCACCGUGGCCGUGAUCUUCUAUCUGUUUAUGUUCUACUGCAUCAUAUUCGUGCAAACGGAGAAGAGGAAGAUCUUCUCUACGACGACGGCGCCGACGACGACGACGACGCCGUGCCCCUGGUGUCCCACGUGCACCACGCCUAAAUGCACCACGCCCGAAAAGACCAAACUCAGGGGCCGAGUCAUACGAACGCUCGAGAUGCUGCUGUUGGACCGCUUGUGAGCGGGCGGGAGGGCAUCGCUGCCCCUCUACGUAAUUAAGGACGGAUAGUCGGCGUUGCGACGAAUCGCUGUCUCCUGGCCUAUGGAGGGUACAGGUAAAGAGAUUCCGUCCGCCCCUUCCCAGAAAAAAAGCCUUUAAAUGGGUUAGUCGUUUAUCGAAUCGCCCCAACCAUUGGAUUUCCCUUAGAAGUGCUUACCGGUUCAUUUGACUUAGCUCUAGGAAGGGGUUUCUCUUUCAGAGAUACCGCUAAAAUGAAAGAGUUAUGACACCUGUUCUAUCAACGCGCUAGACAUCCAGUCCUUUACUGUAAACAUAAAUAAGCAAUAUAUUAUUCUAUUUUUCAUUUCUCAUACUCUGAAAGUGGUUACUUGUUGUUCAAAAAGUGUGCAAUAAAUGAUACGUUUCUGCUCUA
This is a messenger RNA of Cydia pomonella (codling moth), 1998 nucleotides long. RefSeq lists its product as uncharacterized. The transcript is spliced from 4 exons. The coding region runs from base 1077 to 1586 and encodes 169 amino acids. Lineage: Eukaryota; Metazoa; Arthropoda; Insecta; Lepidoptera; Tortricidae. The record is from RefSeq and is a predicted model, not a curated record.